Nomascus leucogenys (northern white-cheeked gibbon) is the source of this 1993-nucleotide messenger RNA. It is a transcript of the gene LURAP1, whose product is annotated as leucine rich adaptor protein 1. The record is from RefSeq and is a predicted model, not a curated record. Lineage: Eukaryota; Metazoa; Chordata; Mammalia; Primates; Hylobatidae. Gene Ontology annotation, biological process: positive regulation of canonical NF-kappaB signal transduction; positive regulation of cytokine production.
UCGCCCAGCCCCACGCAAUCCAGGGCCAGAGGCUGUGUGCGCAGCGCUCGAAUAUAUCCACAGACGGUGCUGCGCGGCAUUUCUGAGUGUUACGGCGCCCUCCUCCCGCCCCCGCGCCGCGCGGGCGGGGACCCACCGGUUUUGCUCCGCUUUAGCAGCGGCGAAGGGAGGACCCCCGGGAGCCGGUCCCCGGCAUCCGGUCGCCCAGCCCUUUUCAGGCUUGGGCCCGCAUGGAGGGGACCGUGGAGUCCCAGACGCCUGACCUGCGGGAUGUGGAGGGUAAGGUGGGCAGGAAGACCCCUGAAGGGCUGCUCCGCGGGCUGCGAGGCGAGUGUGAGCUGGGAACCUCUGGCGCCCUGCUGCUCCCAGGGGCGCCUAGCACCGGCCACGACUUGGGGGACAAGAUCAUGGCGCUGAAGAUGGAGCUGGCUUACCUGCGAGCCAUCGAUGUGAAGAUCCUGCAGCAGCUGGUGACCUUGAAUGAGGGCAUCGAGGCAGUGCGCUGGCUGUUGGAGGAGCGGGGGACGUUGACCAGUCAUUGCAGCAGCCUCACCAGCAGUCAAUAUAGCCUGACAGGCGGGAGCCCAGGCCGCUCAAGGCGAGGCAGCUGGGACAGCCUGCCAGACACCAGCACCACUGACCGGCUGGACAGUGUCUCUAUUGGCAGCUUCCUGGACACAGUGGCCCCCAGCGAGCUGGAUGAACAGGGCCCACCUGGGGCUCCACGUCCUGAGAUGGACUGGGCAAAAGUUAUAGCUGGUGGAGAGAGGGCCAGGACUGAGGUGGAUGUGGCAGCCACCAGGCUAGGAAGCUUGAGAGCUGUGUGGAAGCCCCCAGGGGAGAGGCUUCAAGGUGGACCACCUGAGUCACCAGAGGAUGAAAGUGCCAAGCUGGGCUUCGAGGCCCACUGGUUCUGGGAGCAGUGCCAGGAUGAUGUGACCUUCUUGUAACAACUAUUCCACCCUUUUGUAAUCCUGUGGCUCUUUUAUCCAUUAGCUGUGGUCUCCCCCAAAAUUGAUUCUCCCUCAGUCUGAGACUAGGAAGAGGCUGCACUGAAAUCAGUUACCAUGGAAACCUGGCUCAUCAUUUCUCUAGUCCCUAGGGAGUCUCUGCCUUUAUCCCUCAAUUAUUGGGUCCCUAGAGCUAGCUUGCUCUUUCUUUCUUUUUUUUUUUUUUGAGACAGGGUCUUAUGCUGUUACCCAAGCUAGAGAGCAGUGGCAUGAUCACAGCUCACUGCAGCCUUGACCUGGGCUCAAGCGAUCCUCCUAUUUCAGCCUCCCCCAUAGUUAGGACCACAGGCAUGCACCACCAUGCCCAGCUAAUUUUUUAAUUCUUUUUUUUUUUUUUUUUUGUAGAGAUAGGGUUUCUCUAUGUUGCCCAGGCUGGUCUCAAACUCCUGGGCUCAAGGGAUCCUCCCGCCUCAGCCUCCCAAAGUGCUGGGAUUAUGCCCAGCCCCUAGAGAUAUUUCUAUAGAGAUAUCGACUCUAAAGGAUUGACUUAUGGCUUUUGGUGUUUAGUAUCUCUCACUACUCCCCCCAGCUAAGUAAGGAUUUAAGGAAUUUAGGACUCCCUGGAGUUAACAGAUGAAGAGAUGGGGGUAUAAUUACUUCACCCAAAGUCUAGAAGCCUUGGCCCCUCUCUUGGCCAAGAUGGAGGAUUGAAGAGGGACAUGGACCUUCAGGACUAACCCUCUAUGGAUUGGCCCCCCCAGAAGCGUUUGGGCUGGUAGACCCACCCCUUCCUACCUGCUGAGUGAUAUCAUUUCCUGCCAGGAUGGGUAGCCCUUUGUACGGGUUCUUGGAUGGUGGUAGGUCAUAUAGGGGUAUCUGAGCCCCUGCUGCUAAGUGAGAUCACAUUAUUUAUCGUCCAUACCAUUACUUCUUGUGAACAGAAACAUGUCACCCCUCCUGGCAGGAAAGUUUCUCAUUGUCAGAUGUUUGUGCUUCUUUUCAGAAGGUUCUUACUUUUUAAAUAGUGUUCUCAUUUUAUCCUA